Molecule: messenger RNA, 538 nt
Organism: Aethina tumida (small hive beetle)
Lineage: Eukaryota; Metazoa; Arthropoda; Insecta; Coleoptera; Nitidulidae
Product: cuticle protein 16.5-like
Exons: 3
Coding region: 151-489 (112 amino acids)
Source: RefSeq, a predicted model, not a curated record
UGUACCACGCCCAAAAUUCGAAAAUUAAAUGUCCUCAAAACUAAUUAUAAUACCCAGGACAACUAUUUUGUUGCUAUAUAAAGACUUCACACCACCUCAAUCAUCAUACAGUUUUUCGUUACAGAUCGAAAAAGGUAGACCAAUCUCAAAAUGAAGGUAUUCGUAGCUUUGUUCGCCCUCGUAGCCGUCGCCUCCGCCGGAGUGUUGUUGCCCCAAUCCUACGGCUACGGACUGGGAUCCUCCCUGUUGGCUGCUCCCCUUAGCUACGCCGCCUCCCCACUCGCCUACUCCGCCCCACUCGCCUACUCCGGCUCAAUUGCCCACCAUGCUCCACUUGCCUACUCUGCCCCCAUUGUAGCUGCCGCCCCAGCCCUCCAAUCUGGAUACGUUGCCGCCACCCGUGGAUCCAUCCACACCGCCCCACUUCCGGAAGGUCCUUUGGCCGCCAGCCACCACAUCAACACCGCCCCAGCUCCAGGAACUUGGUAAUUUAGUACAGAUGUUCACAAUUCGACCAAAUAAAUUAGUACUUAAGUAA